Messenger RNA from Dromaius novaehollandiae (emu), 2478 nucleotides. It is a transcript of the gene IRF8, whose product is annotated as interferon regulatory factor 8. Gene Ontology annotation, molecular function: RNA polymerase II cis-regulatory region sequence-specific DNA binding; DNA-binding transcription factor activity, RNA polymerase II-specific; protein binding. Gene Ontology annotation, cellular component: nucleus. The coding region runs from base 178 to 1464 and encodes 428 amino acids. Lineage: Eukaryota; Metazoa; Chordata; Aves; Casuariiformes; Dromaiidae. Gene Ontology annotation, biological process: regulation of transcription by RNA polymerase II; immune system process. The transcript is spliced from 9 exons. The record is from RefSeq and is a predicted model, not a curated record.
UUUUUUUUUUUUUUUUCUUUUUCCUCUGUGACUGGAGCACAUAGGCUUUGAUCAAAGGAGCUGGAAGAGGAAUUUAAAAUAACUUGGAGGAAAAAAAAAAAAAUUCUCCAAACAUGUUACUGCUGUUGUGUCUAUGCUGUCUCAGCUAAAGGCCCUUCUCGGCAGCGCUUCUGCAGGAUGUGCGACAGGAACGGCGGGAGACGGCUCCGGCAGUGGCUGAUCGAGCAGAUCGACAGCGAGCUCUACCCUGGGCUCAUCUGGGAAAAUGAGGAGAAAAACAUGUUCCGCAUCCCCUGGAAACACGCCGGGAAGCAGGACUAUAACCAGGAGGUGGACGCCUCUAUUUUCAAGGCCUGGGCCGUCUUCAAGGGCAAGUUCAAGGAGGGCGACAAAGCGGAGCCGGCCACCUGGAAGACGCGGCUCCGCUGCGCCUUGAACAAGAGCCCCGACUUCGAGGAGGUGACGGACAGGUCCCAGCUGGACAUCUCCGAGCCCUACAAGGUCUACCGCAUCGUCCCGGAGGAGGAGCAGAAGUGCAAAAUAGGCAUCGUGAACGGGAGCAGCCUGGCCGAAGUCGCAGACAUGGACUGCAGCCCCUCCACCAUCGAUGACCUGAUCAAAGAGCCCCCCUGCGUAGAUGAAUACCUGGGUAUCAUCAAGAGAAGCCCCUCGCCCCCUCAGGAGACUUGCAGAAACCCCCCGAUACCGGACUGGUGGAUGCAGCAGCCCAGCCCCGCUUUGCCCCUGAUGAACGGAUACUCGGGCUAUGAGCAGCACCAUUCGGGUUACUCCCAGAUGGUGAUCAGCUUCUAUUACGGAGGGAGGCUGGUUGGCCACAUCACCACCUCUUACCCCGAAGGCUGCCGCAUCUCGCUCAGCCAGCCCUCCAGCCACAGCGAGAAGCUCUAUGCCCCGGACACCCUGGAGCACGUGAGGUUCCCGUCGGCUGAAGCGAUCCAGAACGACCGCCAGAAGCAGAUCACCAAGAAGCUCUUUGGGCACCUGGAACGAGGCGUCCUGCUGCACAGCAACAAGCAAGGCAUCUUCAUCAAGAGGCUGUGCCAAGGCAGGGUCUUCUGGAGCGGGAACACCAUGGUGUACAAGGACAGGCCCAACAAACUGGACCGGGAUGAAGUGGUGAAGAUAUUUGACACCAACCAGUUCUUCCGAGAGCUGCAGCAGUAUUACAACAACCAAGGCCGCUUCCCGGAGAGCAGAGUCAUGCUGUGCUUCGGCGAGGAGUUCCCAGACGCGGUGCCGCUGCGGUGCAAGCUCAUCCUUGUUCAGGUGGAGCAGCUGUGUGUCAGGCAGGUGGUGGAGGAGGCUGGCAAGACCUGCAGCAGCAGCCCCAUGCUGCCCAUCGCGGAUGAGACGCAGCACGACCAAGUGUACAGGAUCUUCCAGGACAUCUGCGGGACGCACCAGCGGCCGCUCUUCCGAGAAAACCAACAGAUCGCUGUCUGAGCCGCCGCCUUCUCGACAGACGCAAUACAGCUGUUUGGGUUAAUCUAGAUCCAGUUUGGUUCCAUUAGUGCCUAAACUCUCCUUUUGGAAAGUGUCCUCUGGUUCUUGUCGUUCUUUGCUGUUUCCAGUCUAGAGUCUGUAUAAACACAGCAGUAAAAAUUGCUAUUUGUGAGUAAGUUGGAUCCCCAGUGUCAGGUCUGGAGAUGCUUUACUGAUAACAAUGCCUUUUGUGCCAAACGAGAGUCCUCGUAUCGCUGCGGACGGCAAGGGGAGGAGAGCAGUGUGGAGCUGGGUGGGGUGAUCCAAACUAGCAGCGCUUUGUGCUGCCUCUGCUAAGAGCAAGUCAGGCAGAACUGAAAAUCAGCAGCUAUAACGACCUGCCCCAGUCUGCAACUUGGACCUGGCUGAGAAUAUCAGCUUGGAAGGAGGUGGCUCCUGGAAAAGCUUUAAAAUGCUCAAAUGUAGUAAAUUCUUCCCAGAAAUCAGUUUUUCCCCAGGGGUUUGUAAUACUGCUGAUAGAGGAUAAGGUAUGCCUUCCAAGGAAAAGUUCCUCAAAGAAAUUCCUAUUUGUUAUUUUUGCUAUGAGAUUUAUAUUUUUGUCUGUAAUAUGGAAGUACUUUGAAAUUUGGAAACCAGUGCAGAGAUUAUAUAUGUAAAUGUUGGCUAUAGGAACCUAGGAGUUUUAAUUCCUCUAACCAGAGACAGAGUUUAUAUAAAUAUAUAUAAUGUUUUAUUUUAAAGGUCUCAGCAUAGUGUUAAUAGUUGGCUUCACCCUCCAGCGCGCACGUGUUGGUCUCUCCCAAGCGUGACCAGGCAGCAGCGUCCAUGUGUAAAGCCUCAUUAACAUGCUUUCUGGGCGUGUUGCUAGGACGUGGGGCUUGUGCCUUGCAGCUGACAACAAACCAGGACCGUGCAUGUGGUGCUAAGGCUGCCUAUUUAUUUUAUGCCUGAGUUUUGUUAAAUGUCUUUUGUAAUUUUUUUUAUUUUGCUGCAAUUAAAGUGCUAUAUUUUGUA